AUGCACUGGGUACGCAACUUGUCCACCUUGCGAAGCAAGGGUCGUGUGCGUGAUACAACCAUUACCGCCGCCCGCUGCCCCGCUCAUGGGCUCAGCAUGAGUGAUGACGAAGCGUAUGCGGCGCCGCUUUCUGACGAGGAGUCAUUCCCGCCGGACGAUCAUUUUGACGAAGAGGAAGCGCGCAAUAGGACCCUUUUUAGCGGAUUUACCUCAGAUGUUGACCACCCACAUUCCUCGAUCUCCAGCUCAAGUGUGCAGAGCAGCAGUGUCGAUCUUCGUAGGGAACCCGGCCCCAGCUCCUUAUCACAGCGUUCGCAACCAGGACGUCGCCGGGCGAAGGUAUUGUGGGCUGAGGACAUAGGCCAUGAGCGGAUCGCCCACAAACAUAAACAGCCCGGUCUGCUCAAACAACUUAGCAAAGUGCUCGGCAAGGGCAAACCCCACAACCCCACGUAG
Messenger RNA from Dibothriocephalus latus, 456 nucleotides. The record is from the annotation of a GenBank genome assembly. NCBI's taxonomy places the organism in Eukaryota, Metazoa, Platyhelminthes, Cestoda, Diphyllobothriidea, Diphyllobothriidae.